Molecule: messenger RNA, 474 nt
Organism: Kalmanozyma brasiliensis GHG001
Lineage: Eukaryota; Fungi; Basidiomycota; Ustilaginomycetes; Ustilaginales
Product: ARP2/3 complex, 16kDa subunit (p16-Arc)
Exons: 4
Coding region: 1-474 (157 amino acids)
Biological process (GO): regulation of actin filament polymerization; Arp2/3 complex-mediated actin nucleation
Cellular component (GO): cytoplasm; actin cytoskeleton; Arp2/3 protein complex
Molecular function (GO): actin filament binding
Source: RefSeq, a predicted model, not a curated record
AUGGACAACUUCCGCAAGAUCGACAUUGACCAGUACGACGAGGAGGCGAUUUCGCCCGAGGAGCUGGUGGAGUCGUACCCGAAAGCGGCGGAACAGGCGACCGCCGAGGCGCGGGCGAAAUCCACCGAGGUGCGCGGCUUGAUUGGGCGGAGCGAUACGGCGGGAGCCCUUGCACUUAUACUCAGCGACUAUCCCUACGGACCCACGGUCGAGGAGGCAAAGCAAAUCACCCUUCACAGCCUCCUCGAGAUCGUCAACAGCACCAAGUCGAGCGACAUCAGCGCGGCAGUCAAGGCGAUUUCGAUCGACCAGCGCGACGCGCUCAUGAAGUUCCUCUACAAGGGCCUCCAGCUCGGCGGCGAGGGCGCGGAUGGCGUCAACUGCGCCGUGCUUUUGGGCUGGCAUGAACGGCUCACCGAGGUCGCCGGCACAGGCUGCAUUGUUCGCGUCAUGUCGGAUCGCCGUACGCUCUAG